This is a messenger RNA of Ctenopharyngodon idella (grass carp), 2696 nucleotides long. RefSeq names its product engulfment and cell motility protein 1. Bases 1355 to 1984 code for a protein of 209 amino acids. The transcript is spliced from 7 exons. The record is from RefSeq and is a predicted model, not a curated record. Lineage: Eukaryota; Metazoa; Chordata; Actinopteri; Cypriniformes; Xenocyprididae.
AGCCUUUAAAUGACCGUACUUUAACUGACUCUACUCACACAGUAACAUGAGAAUCACAAUAGUGAAAGAACUGAAUGAAUGGGUGAUGUUGCGUUAUUGUUUUGUUACUGUAAACAUUGCAUGAUCAUAUAGAAUACAUUAGAACAGAGUCGGCUGGCAGAUCCAUUUAAAAUAUUUCUUUUGAAGUACUGCAGUCACUUCAUGUUUUUGUAAUGGUUUACAUGGCAAGCUCAGAGCUUUACUAUACAAAUACUGUAAAAUUAUAUCUGCUUUUAAUUUUUCCAUUUUUGUUUUGGAAUAUAAACAUGAAUUCUAGUUAUAUUCACUUUUUAGGAGUCAUAUUUUUGCUAAUUAUUGCUCAUCUUUUCAAUACCCUUUUGCUUUCUUUGUCACUGUGGGGAGAGGGGGGUUCAUUAUUGCUCACUGCUUGAUAUUAUUAAAAGCUCCAUUAUCAUUUUAUUUAUACUGGUGAUUUAUAGUGCUGCUGCUAUACAAACAUUUUUACUAUCUAGAGGAAUCAACAGUUUGUCUAGACAGGCGGUGUAAUGAAAUAUAUCGGAAACAUCAAAAAGUAGUCUGAAUAUAGUAUGGUAUAAAAUUGUAAUAUAUGGCUACAAUUAAUAACUGUCUAUUUGCCUUACUCAAUCCUUAUGAUCAAGUUAAAUGAUCUUGCAAUAGAAAUAUGAUACAAAGCUGAGAUGUUCCAGGAUCCUGAUCCUGCAUGUGUUACUAAAUAUUUACUCAACCUCAAGUAGUUCCAAAUAACCAGCAGAACAAAGAAAUUCAUAUAGUUUUGUAACUACUUGAGGGUGAGUGAAUGACAGAAUUUUCAUUUUUGGGUGAACUAGCCCUUUAAGUACACACUUAAGUGUCAAUUGUAUUAAAAAAAAAAAAAACAGAAAUUUUUCCAACCACCAUGAAUUUACUAAUUGAAGAAAAUCUCUAACAUGAGUAGAAAUUGUUUUAAACAGAUACUGCAUGUCAAAUGAUGGAAAUACUUUGUACAGUGCAAUAAGACAAAACACAUUUCAACUGAGAAAAACCAUAACCAAUGUGUCCUCUUCUACAGACAUUAGCUGGCCUACUCUCUUUAGUGCACUGUGUCAGCAUGUUUCUCCCCAGGCUCUGACUGUGUCACAGUACUGUUGGAGAUUAGACUGACAGGGCCUUAAUCCCAUAGAGCUCCUCAGUUCCCCCUGCCAGGCCCCAGCACUGUGCCAGGCCUGUACCCAACGGCCACACAAAGGGAUGCAAGGUGGAGAAAAAACAGAAAUGGUACACCACCCAAAGUGUCACGCUGCGGUUUAACACGGUGGACAGUGGCAGGCCACACAGGCCCUUGCUGAAGUCAGAGAUGUUGAGCCAGGAUGACCCCAAAUCACGGCCAAUGCUAGAACUACGAGAGAAACUCCAGCCAGAGGUGACCGAGCUGAUUAAAAGGCAGAGGUUGAACCGCCUGUGUGAAGGGACUUGCUUUAGGAAGAUCAGCGCUCGUCGCAGACAAGACAAGUUCUGGUACUGCCGUCUAUCACCAAACCACAAAGUGUUACACUAUGGAGACAUAGAGGAGUUCUCACAAGGACAAAUAUCACAUGACUCUCUCCAGGAGAAAGUGACAGUAGCAGAUAUCAAAGCAGUGGUAACAGGUAAAGACUGCCCACACAUGAGGGAGAAAGGAGCAGUUAAGAAUAAGGAGCUGCUGGAGCUGGCUUUUUCCAUUCUCCAUAACUCUGAUGAAUAUCUAAACUUCAUUGCUCCAGACAAACAUGAGUACUGCAUUUGGACUGAUGGCUUGAAUGCUCUUUUGGGAAAAGAGAUGACAAGUGAGCUCACAAAAUCAGAUAUGGACACUCUGGUAACUAUGGAGCUGAAACUUCGCCUCUUGGACCUUGAAAACAUUCAGAUUCCUGAUGUUCCUCCCCCUGUUCCCAAAGAGCCCAGCACUUACGACUUUGUUUACGACUUUACCCAGCAGCACACUUGAGACUGGAAUAAAGUCCUUACUCAAGCUGGUAAUCAGCUGUAAGGAAGGAGUGCUCACAUUUUUGCUAUCCCCGUUUCCUCUCUUUCCCAUUAUAUGGACGGAAUCAUGUUCAGAUCAUACGUUUUCCUCUAGAUUGUGACUAUGAUGUGAUGCUUUAGUUUUCUAUUCCCUUUAAAUGCCUUUUCAUGACUUCUGCAAAGAGAAAAACUCAGUAACAUUUCUUGUCAUCAGUUUUAAUGAACACUCGACUUGGUAUCAUUCACAUUUAUGUGCAAGUACAUAUCUACAUAAAACACUGAGAAUGGAUUUGUUUCACAAUCAUAUAAAAUAAAAUUCGGAAGCUACGUUAAGUCAUGAACACAUACAAAUCACUCAAAGGACAGUUACAUUAUUGUGCUAGUCAUUAGACAUUUUCCAGAGAAAUCAAGUCAACUAAAUCACACUGAACAUUAAUGUUAAAAGACUGUUUCCAAUAUAUUGGUUCACAUUUGGCUUCUACAUUUAAAAUUCUCACACACACACACACACACACACACUAAGCUAGAAUCAUUAUAGUAGCAGGUGUUUUGAAAACAGAUUAUUUUAGCUUUUAUAUAAAAAGGCCUUUGAUUUGCUAAGUUGGACACAUUUUUUUCUUACAAAACAUGUGAUGUGCUUUCCUGUUACCCAAUAUACAGUUUGCAUUAAAAUAAAUUGAGUUGUUUAAUCAUUA